AGAGCGAAGUGCUAAGGAAUGAAUCGGCCCUAAACUUUCGCACAGUCGUUGGAAUCGAGCCAUUCAAUUGAUUGAACAAGACGUUGAACUGAUCAAGAUUCGUUAGGCUCAGCUCCGGUAUUAGACCAGUUAACUUAUCGUUCUGCAGAUACAGAGUCGCCGGUGGGAUUAUUGAAGGACGGAGAGAUCCCAGCGGAGAAGUUAUUCAAAGCAAGGUUCACGCGGGCAAGUUUCUUGAGUCCGAACAAGGACGACGGAAUCUCGCUGGAGAAAAAGUUCCCUUGCAAAUAUAAAUUGUGGAGGUCCGUACAUGCGGCUAGACCGGACGGCAAUGGACCGGUGAGAGCAUUAAGCCGGAUGACCAGCGUGUGGAGCUGCACCAGAUUUCCGAAGAUUCCUACGGGGAUUUGGCCGAUGAGUCCGUUGCCAAGAAGAUGCAAGACGGUGACUAGGUUGUUCUCGCAAGUAAUGCCUUGCCACCGACAAGGACUUUGCUCGGUCGUGUUCCACAAGAGCGACCUUCCACCGACAGCCAACUGGAAGAAGAUGGUUCAGUGUUAUCGAUUUUGGUUGAUCUUCUUGUAGUGAGAGGAAGAUGGUUCGAGUGAGCAACAACCUAAUAGGCAUUCUAAACUUUGUGACGUUCCUGCUCUCGAUUCCGAUCUUGGGAGCAGGAAUAUGGCUGGCAAACAGCAGCGACUGCGAGAAGUUCCUCGAGAAGCCCGUUAUCGCUCUUGGAGUGUUUCUCAUGGUGCUCUCUCUCGCCGGACUUAUCGGUGAAUGCUGCAAAGUCUCAUGGCUUCUCUGGCUUUACCUUCUUGUGAUGUUCCUCCUCAUAGUUCUUCUCUUCUGCUUCACGAUCUUUGCUUUCGUGGUGACUAACAAGGGWGCUGGAGAGGUGUUGUCAGGUAAAGGGUAUAAGGAUUAUAAGUUGGGGGAUUAUUCCAACUGGUUGCAGAAGAGGGUUAACAACAACAACAACUGGAGGAAGAUCAAGAGUUGCUUGAUGGAUAGCCAUGUCUGCAAGAGUCUCAAUAACUCUGCUGCCGAACCGGUGGAAGAAUUUUACGCCCGGCAUUUGUCUUCAAUUGAGUCGGGCUGCUGUAAGCCUCCAACAGCAUGUAAUUUCCUAUACGUGAGCCCAACAGUCUGGACGAAAACCAAUACAACCAGCGAGCUUUCUGAUUGCAAUAACUGGAACAAUCCCACAGGUUCGCUCUGUUUCAACAGCAAUUCUUGCAAGGCUGGAGUACUUGACUACCUCAAGAAGGACUGGAAGAAGGUGGCUGUUGUGAACAUUAUCUUCCUCAUCUUCCUCAUUAUUGUCUACUCUGUUGGCUGUUGUGCUUUCAGGAACAACGGAGAGGACAAUGCUUACCCCAGAUGGAAGGGAUACCCUUAGAUCACUGAUUUAGUUCCGUCGCUCCGUUGCAAGAUCUGAUUUUCCAAGAAGAAAGAAACCAGUAACAAGAAAGUAAUAAACCGGAGAACCCCAUUAGCGGUUUG
This is a messenger RNA of Nelumbo nucifera (sacred lotus), 1506 nucleotides long. Its product is annotated as tetraspanin-8. NCBI's taxonomy places the organism in Eukaryota, Viridiplantae, Streptophyta, Magnoliopsida, Proteales, Nelumbonaceae. Gene Ontology annotation, biological process: auxin-activated signaling pathway. Gene Ontology annotation, cellular component: membrane. The record is from RefSeq and is a predicted model, not a curated record.